AUGUCCGGGCACGCGUGCGCGAGCCCGGUGCUGCCGAUGCUGGCGCGCGAAUUCGGCGCGAACGCGACGGAGAUCGGCGCGACGAUGUCCGCGUUCGCGGCGGGGAGGUUGCUGUUUAACCUGCCGUGCGGAUGGUACGCCGACGCGGUCGGACGCAGGCCGCUGAUGAUCGCGGGACCGGCGGCGACGACGGCGGGCAUGGCGUGGAGCUACUGCUCGACGGGGCUGGGCGAGCUGCUGUGCGCGCGGGCGGUGGCGGGAAUCGGGAGCUCGAUGUACAUGAGCGGCGCGACGGCGAUGCUGGCGGAUCUGUCGACGCGGCACACGCGAGCGCGGAUACUGGGGGCGAAUCAGGCGGCGGUGCUGGCGGGCGCGGCGGCGGGACCGGCGCUGGGAGGCGCCAUCGCGGGGGCGGAUGGGAUGAGCAUUCGAUCGCCGUUUCUCGCGGUGGGGGCGCUGAGCUCGUUCGCGUCGGUGUACUCGUUCGCGAGGAUCGAGGAGACGCGACCGGAGUCGGUAAAGCCCGAGAGGGAGUUCGCGGCGAGCAAGCACUGGUACUGCGACGGGCACCCGAUCGAGGACACGAAGAUGUGCCUGGAGUUGGAUGAGUUCGGUAAACCGGUGGUGCAUCGGGACGGGCAGGUGUACGAGCUGUUGGAGACGAAAUCGCCCGACGGCGCGGCGACGACGACGGCGGUGGACCCCGCGACGGCGCAAGACGCGGCGAUGGGUCGUCUCGUCAAGUCGAUGGAUUUCUGGGCCGUGUGCGGCUUGAACGCGGCGCUCUUCUUCUCGGGCGCGGGCGGUCGAGGGACGCUGCUGCCCAUCUUGGCGUAUCAAAACUUUGGAUUCACGCCGGAAUCGCUCGGCGCGCUGUUUUCCGCCAUGGCUGUCACGUCGUUGCUCGGUCUCGGCCCGGCGAGCGCGCUCACCGACGCCGUCGGUCGCAAAGCCGUCAUCGCGCCGUGCGUCGUCGCCUCGGCCGCGUCGGUCGCGCUCAUGGGCACCACCACCGAUCCCACGGCGUUCACCGCGGCGUCUAUUCUCUGGGCCGCCUCGGGAAGCUUGAUGGGCACCGCGCCCGCGGCGUACGCCGCGGAUAUUUCGCCCAAGAACAUUCGCGGCAGCGCGCUCGCGAUUUACCGUACGUGCGGCGACGUCGGUUUGCUCCUCGGCCCGCUCGCGCUCGGCGCGCUCGCGGACGAAGUCGGCAUCCCCAUCGCCCUGGGCGUGAACGCGGCGCUGUUGACGAUAUCCGGCGGCGUGUUCCACUUCACCGCGCGCGAGAUUCGUCGCAAGGCGCAAACCGCCGCCGCGAAAAUCAGUUGA
Messenger RNA from Ostreococcus lucimarinus CCE9901, 1329 nucleotides. RefSeq names its product MFS family transporter: multidrug efflux. The transcript has a single exon. The record is from RefSeq and is a predicted model, not a curated record. Gene Ontology annotation, molecular function: transmembrane transporter activity. Gene Ontology annotation, biological process: transmembrane transport. NCBI's taxonomy places the organism in Eukaryota, Viridiplantae, Chlorophyta, Mamiellophyceae, Mamiellales, Bathycoccaceae. The coding region runs from base 1 to 1329 and encodes 442 amino acids.